This is a messenger RNA of Prosopis cineraria, 1026 nucleotides long. RefSeq lists its product as uncharacterized. Lineage: Eukaryota; Viridiplantae; Streptophyta; Magnoliopsida; Fabales; Fabaceae. The transcript is spliced from 2 exons. The record is from RefSeq and is a predicted model, not a curated record. Bases 552 to 908 code for a protein of 118 amino acids.
ACAAAUAGAGAGAAAAAUCAUCUUGAGCUCUGCCCCAGAAGCACCAUUCAUUUUCUCAGCAAUUUUCAUCAGAUCAAUUCCACGCAUCAAAUUCAUUCUCCCAGAGUGGAUUAUCAAAAUAUCAAACCGAGAUUGCAGGGAAUUCAAAAGAAAUCAUGUUGAGGAAGACGAAUAUUUAUGAAUUGCUGUUGUUCACCCCUUCAUCAAAACAAGUACAUGAAAAUUAUAUCAAGAAAGCAUCGAUGCAUACCACUUCAUACGGUUUUGAAAUUCAAUCUUCCUGUCAUUUCAGUGAAAUUCAUAACCCAGAAAGCGUUAUAUUGAAUUCCCACCAUCUUCACCGCAAGCAGAGCCACAAGCACCUCGCAUUUCAGCACCAAGAUCAUGGUAAUCUGUCGAACUACUAUUGUUGUUGUUCUUCUUUCUGUUGGCCAAGUUGAUUGAGAAAUCAAUGACGGGACGGCGUGUUUAGCAACUACAACAAAUUCAUCAACUCACCGGCAUCAAUAACGGCAUCCCAGUUGGUCUGGCCAUUUUUCUGAAAUUGCCUGAUGUCCCAAGUACCUCCAACACAUCUUGGGUCCUCAAAAUUACUGACCACCUUCACUUCCGCGGCCAUUGCAGCAAGAGACCCAUUAUUCCGGCGGGGCUCUCAUGCUUCUACGACAACGGUGGGGAAGGCUCCGGGACCGACUUGUUCCAAUUCCACUGCAGUUGCAGCUGAAACUGAAGGCCCGAUCCCAUUUUCAGAUGCAGAAGCCUUUAAGGUAGAAAAGAAAGGAGCGACUGUCGGCAUGAGGGAAGUGAAGGGUUUGUGCCUGAGAUCAGGUUCACCGUGCGAUACAGAGAAACAGGAGUGGGUGAGAAGACACGUGAGCCCUGCAAUGUUUAAAAGUAAUGGAAUCUAAACACCAAUCUCUGGCCGAAUUGAGGAAGAUUUUAUGAGAUUAAUCCCAAUAACUUGAGGAGGAAGGAAGCGGGGCGAACAGUGACGUAAGGCAAAAUUAUUAUAGAGGCUUAGUGGGG